UUUAAACCGAGGGUUGCCAUGACGAACAACAGCAACAACACACCGCUAGAUUUCUCGAUUAACGUUUGCACGACGGACAGUUCGAAACAUAUUCGUGCAAUGUUAGUUUUGUGUUCCUAAGAAUGGCUAACAAUAUUCUUAGUAAUGGUCGUAUUCAACAACAAACGACUGUUUCGCAACGGUCGAGAAGCGAUACAGGGAAGAAAGCGCCGGAAAUACCAGCGAUAGAGUGCAACAAUUGGUUGCUGCAUCGCCAUUAUACUCGUCACGAGUACAAAACCUGUAAAAUCCUGCUCGAUCAAGAAUUGUUGAGAUCGAAUGGACACAAUGAAUACGCCAAUUACUUGAAAGGUUUGAUACUUAGGAGAGAGGGAAAGAUUCAAGAUUCCUUGAACUGCUUCCAGGCGGCGUAUAAUGUUAAUUCGACGAAUGUUAAUAACGUCAAGCAAAUCGCCAAGUCGCUUUUGAUAAUGGGCAGUCACAAACGCGCGAUCGAAGCGUACUCGGAAGCUGAGAAGAUAUCGACUGUACCGGACUGGGAAAUUUAUCUAAACAUAGGCGAAUGUUACGCGAAGCUGAAUCAACUGUACGAAGCGAAGAGGCACUUGAAGAGAUCGAUCGAGUUGACGAGGAACGAAUUACCAUACAUUGCUUUAGCCAGAGUCUGCAUCUUGGAGGAUCACGUUACCGAGGCUCGAAACGCUUACAACGCAGCUCUGAGCGGGAAUCCCGAAAGCAUCGAGGCCGCGACCGACCUUGGGCUCCUCUAUCUUAAAAUCGGCGACGUUCAACGGGCGUUUCAACAAUUUGGAACAGCCCUCGCUCAUUCCCCGGAUUGCACUAGAGCGAUACUGCCGAUAGCUUACGUGAUUCAGAAUCACCAGGAAUACGACGUAGCAUUGUCGAAGUACAAGCUGGCUGCCCAAUCGAUCCCGGAAUCGCACGCUCUAUGGAACAACGUUGGAAUGUGCUUCUACGGCAAGCAGAAAUUCGUUGCUGCAAUUAGCUGUUUGAAGAGGGCUCACUAUCUGAAUCCAAUGGCUUUUCUGCCUGCCUACAAUUUGGGGAUGGUUUUCCUAACUACCGGUCAGCCCGCUUCGGCUGCGAUCUAUUUGUGCGCGGCGGUCAGUGCUGACCCGAAGAACGCUAUGCCAUAUCUUCUGCUUGGACUCGCUUUGAAGCGGUUAGACGAUCUGGAGGGGGCUGAGAAGGUAUUGCAGAAAGCUCACGAAUUGGCGCCGCAAGACCCUCUGGUGCUAAUUAAUUACGCGAUAAUUCUGGAGGCUUUGGGCAACACGAGCAGCGCUGCUGAAUUUUUAACCGCGCUGAAUGAUAUUACGGCUGUGAUCGACGUGGACGACGAGAUAACGCAAACUGCGAAGAAACUAUCGUCGAAACUCCAACAGGAGAAGGCGUCCAGUAAUGAGAAGGCGAGAAUCCUUAAUGCAGACGAAGUUUAAAACGGUUACGCCGGUCGUCGAAGUCAAGAAAUCUUGAGACAUUUCCCAAGGAACGAAUAAAACUCAUUGAAACGUA
Molecule: messenger RNA, 1536 nt
Organism: Colletes gigas
Lineage: Eukaryota; Metazoa; Arthropoda; Insecta; Hymenoptera; Colletidae
Gene: BBS4
Product: Bardet-Biedl syndrome 4 protein homolog
Exons: 10
Coding region: 123-1460 (445 amino acids)
Biological process (GO): protein localization to cilium; cilium assembly
Cellular component (GO): ciliary basal body
Molecular function (GO): protein binding
Source: RefSeq, a predicted model, not a curated record